UUGUGGGAGGUUUAGGGAGAAGAAUCAAUGGCAUAUAAGGUAGAUCACGAGUACGAUUACCUUUUCAAGAUCGUCCUGAUUGGAGAUUCCGGUGUCGGAAAAUCCAACAUUCUUUCGAGAUUUACACGGAAUGAGUUCUGCUUGGAGUCUAAAUCCACCAUUGGAGUCGAAUUCGCUACCAGAACUCUUCAGGUUGAGGGCAAGACAGUGAAGGCACAAAUAUGGGACACAGCAGGUCAAGAGAGGUACCGGGCCAUCACAAGUGCUUAUUAUAGAGGUGCAGUUGGUGCACUCCUGGUAUAUGACAUAACCAAGAGACAAACCUUUGAGAAUGUCCAAAGGUGGCUCCAUGAAUUGAGGGACCAUGCUGACUCCAACAUUGUCAUCAUGUUGGCUGGAAACAAGUCAGACCUGAAUCAUCUUAGAGCAGUCGCAGAUAAAGAUGCUCAGCUCUUGGCUGAGAAGGAAGGGCUGUCAUUCAUCGAGACAUCAGCAUUGGAAGCAUUGAAUGUUGAGAAAGCAUUCCAGGCAAUCUUGUUCGACAUAUAUCAGAUAAUAAGCAGGAAGGCAUUGGCAGCUCAGGAGGCAGCUGGGCUUCCUGGUCAAGGUACCACCAUUAACAUUGGAGACUAUUCGGGUGACCAAAAAAGACCUUGUUGCUCUAGCAAUUAACAAGGUUCUCCUAUUUGGGAGGCAUAAAAGAGAAUUAAGCGCCUGCUUGAAACACAAAUUUUGUUCCAUCGUGACAAACACGGGCAUACACACUGCCUUCUGACAUAGCUUUCCCCUACAUGCCAUGUGAGAGGAUCAUGUAGACCCUGACCUUAUACAUGACAGUAUUAGCCGUCUCCCUCACUGGAACUGUGGAAGACGGAUUGGAAAAUUGGUGUCUCAUUAUGAGCAGGGGGUAGAGGGUAUGAAGAAGACCUUGUAAGAGUAGUUUACUUCAUCAUUUUUUCUCAAAUCUUUGAUCAACCUUUGUCUGUUCAUUCUUAUUAA
Molecule: messenger RNA, 999 nt
Organism: Cornus florida
Lineage: Eukaryota; Viridiplantae; Streptophyta; Magnoliopsida; Cornales; Cornaceae
Product: ras-related protein Rab2BV-like
Exons: 2
Coding region: 28-672 (214 amino acids)
Cellular component (GO): endosome
Molecular function (GO): GTPase activity; GTP binding
Source: RefSeq, a predicted model, not a curated record